AAUUAUUUCCUCCCUAGUUUCAUUUACCACGGUUCCAUCAGUUUCGUUUAAUUCAUUGGUACACGUGUAAAAGAAUGGCGGAUUGCUCGAAAAGUGCCUUGGCUUUUCUAAACGCUUAUUUAAGUGAUGAAAGCAGUGAUGAAGAAAUUCCUGGACCUAAAGUUUCCACCAAGAGACAGGCAUCAAAAGACUGGCCUACUCAUAAUCCUAAUAAAAGGAGAUCAAAUAAUGAAGAUAAAGAAAAGAUCCAAAGACCCAGUGGACAAUCCAGUGGAACACGACGGGCGUAUUCGUUCCUUCCCACAUGAGAGAGGGAACUGGUCAACAUACAUUUACAUACCUUGGAUUAUAAUUCCAGUUGAGCCUGGGCCAGCAGUCAGCUCAUUUGUUGAUGUUGUGCUGGAAUGCUGCAAGAUGUCAGUUCCUGUUAAACCUAUAGAUGAUCAUCAUAUCAGUUUAACACGGACAGUGGUGUUGAGGCAUCAUUGGAUUAACUCGUUCAUGGAGUCUGUGCAACAUUGUAUCAAGGAACUUCCAAGCUUUUCACUCGGCUUCAACAACGUUGGGGUGUACUGUAAUGAACAAAAAACACGUACCUUCAUCGGAUUAACAGUGGCAGCUGGUCAUAAGUCACUGAUUGCAGCAGCUGACAUACUAAACAAGUGCCUUGCAGAUUUCAAACUUCCUCCAUUCUACAAGGAACCAUCAUUUCACAUGAGUUUAGCAUGGUGUGUUGGCAAUAAUGUGGAACAAAUUGAGAGGGAUGUACUACCACAAUUACAAGUGGCCUUCCAGCACUUCAUGCAUGCUCAAAAUGACCAAUGGACCCUUAAUGUAGUCCAGCUCCAAUGCAAGUCUGGAAACAAAUUGUCCUCUUUUCAACUUGCCACUUGACUACAAUGGUGAUGACAGCAGUUUGUUGUCUGGCAAAUAGAUUAAAGCUCACUAAAUCUCAGUGUGGAACUGUAGAAUCAUAGCAGCCACAAGCAUCUUCGUAUGUCUCUUGUCCUGUAUAUCUGAAAUAAACAAUUUAGCAAGACAAAUUCUGCAUGGUGCCAGUAUCCAAAAGCAGGUUCAGCAUCAACUGAAAUAAAUUAAUACACCCCCGGUGGCCAAUUUGCCAUAUGAAUGAUUUUUGCUUCCUUUUGUAUAGUAUUGUAAAGACAUGCAUUGUAACAUGCAGAGAUAAACAUCUUAGCAGAAUCAAAAACUGGCAACAGCAAAGAGCUGAUAAAGUUUGGCUUUGUACAGUUUACCUCUUCUUUUAUAUGGAAUAAGUGGAAAUUAAUACUGGUACCUUAUAAUACUCUCUUAUCAGAUUGUUAAGUGGAUUGUGUAUCUUACACACAUUUGGAUACAGUAAUAAGAACAAUAAUACAAGUAGUUUCUGCUGUGAUAAUAAACAAAGUGGAUUAGGUACAGUUUUUGCAUAACCCAAAUGAAAUGAACCAAGUUGUAAAGGAUGUUAAAAUUGUAUUUAAAGGUCGCUGAAAGUGUUUAAAUUAAACAGAGUUCUGGUAAAGACCUUACCCCAUUUACCUACUUUGAAUGUGUGUCAGUCCAUGCCAUAUAAAGUAUUACAUGACAAAAAUAAAGAUGGAACACAUAUUUAUUA
Molecule: messenger RNA, 1615 nt
Organism: Zootermopsis nevadensis
Lineage: Eukaryota; Metazoa; Arthropoda; Insecta; Blattodea; Termopsidae
Source: RefSeq, a predicted model, not a curated record